Messenger RNA from Micropterus salmoides (largemouth bass), 4076 nucleotides. It is a transcript of the gene clic1, whose product is annotated as chloride intracellular channel 1. The transcript has 7 exons. The record is from RefSeq and is a predicted model, not a curated record. NCBI's taxonomy places the organism in Eukaryota, Metazoa, Chordata, Actinopteri, Centrarchiformes, Centrarchidae. The coding region runs from base 182 to 910 and encodes 242 amino acids.
CCCGUCAUUCGCCACCAGGAAAUGGAGGAGCUGUGGUGAUGUCGUUUGUAGCUGCAGCGGAGAGGCAGCAGCACUGGGAGGGGAAACGACCAGAAGGCAGCUGCUACAGGCGUCAGCGACAACUCUCAGCACUGAGGCAGGCUCUGCAGACUCAAAAAGUUUCGUGUAUCAGCAGGUGAAGAUGAGCGAAGCAAAUCUGCCCAAAGUUGAACUUUUUGUGAAGGCAGGCAACGAUGGCCAGAGCAUCGGCAACUGUCCCUUCUCCCAGCGUCUCUUCAUGGUGCUGUGGCUGAAAGGAGUGACCUUCGAUGUUACCACAGUGGAUAUGAAGAGGAAGCCAGACAUCUUGAAGGACCUGGCUCCAGGUGCCCAGCCUCCCUUCCUGCUGUACGGCAGCGAGGUGAAAACUGACACCAACAAGAUCGAGGAGUUCCUGGAGGAAAACCUCUGCCCUCCCAAGUAUCCCCGUCUGGCUGCUCGUAACCCAGAGUCCAACACAGCAGGCAUGGAUGUUUUCUCAAAAUUCUCCGCUUACGUCAAGAACUCAAACCCUCAGGCCAAUGAAAAUCUAGAGAAAGGCCUGCUGAAGGCUCUGAAGAAGCUGGAUGACUACCUCGGCUCCCCACUUCCUGAUGAGAUUGACGAGAAUAGCGCUGAUGAGGUCACUUCCUCAUCCCGCCCCUUCCUGGACGGCCAAGAUCUUACUCUGUCUGACUGCAACUUGCUGCCUAAGCUCCACAUUGUGAAGGUGGUGUGUUUAAAAUACCGAAACUUCAGCAUCCCUCAGUCUCUGACAAACCUCUGGAGGUACCUGAACGCUGCGUACGCCAGGGAAGAGUUUGCCUCCACCUGCCCGAUCGAUGAAGAGAUCCACAUCGCCUACUCCUCUGUAGCUAAAACUCUAAAGUAGGAGGACAACAGGAUGCGCAAGUCAUGAUUACACCAGCAGAACAACACACAAAAGCACAAAAACAACACACACAGACAUCACCUGCACACACAGAGCGUUCGUUCUGCAAGCAACUUGGUCUAUCUGUUUCUGAAGAGGCUUUUUGUGUAGCUUUAAAAGUGGAUAUCAACUUUCAUAAUGUUAGAUAAUUGUGAUGAGCCAAUAUAGCUGGUUUGCUAUCAUCAAACUUUGCUCUUAGGGUUGCUUUAGAUAUGUUUAUUCAUGUAGUUUUCCUCCUAAAAGGGAUUUUGUUCCACGUGGAUCUGUUUACUUCAGUGGGGAAAGGAGGAGGCACAGCAAUCAGUUAAGCUCAUUUAAAAACUAACUCAGCUGUGCCCAAAUUGAUUUGGCUGACAAGCUUGUUUGACUGCACAUAUAUCAACUGAGUUUUCCUGGACAUUAAGCUCUCUAGAAAAUUAAUUAACUUCUGGUUACUUGUUGAUCACGUUGCUUGCAGGCUCUUUCUCACACACACACACACACACACACACACACACACACACACACUCACUGUAUGUGCACACACUUACAUGAACAUUUUCACACACUUAAAACUACAGCCUUGCUUGUGUUCAGUUUAAUCAUGAAUAGAUGCACACUGUAAAGUUAUCAUUGUUCCCUUGUUGAUGACAUUUGCUACAGCAUAUACUUGAUGUCUUUUUUGGGGGGAUGGCAAAAUUCAACAGACACAAAGCAGUCUAGCAGAGCACACUUUCAUUAGUACCUUGCAAGUGUCAAACAAAGCUGUUCAACACUGAUUUUCAGUAUUGGUAUUAAGGAAAUUAUUCUAAAGUGGCAAACAUGCAUAUCAGAUGUCAUUUGUGGCUUUGUCUGCAAUUACAUUGACAUUACUUUUUCGUUACAGAGGGAAAAUAAGGCCUUUGACAGUGAAAGAUAAAGCCAAAUUCUAUUUUAAAUGUAACAGUUUCUUACUCUUCAUAAUGCAUCUCCCGGGGGGGGCUGAAGGGAGGCAGAGCUGCAAAAAGACAGGAAAUUAUUUCAAUAGACGUGGGCUUCCUCUUUCUGCUCUCCCACAGCAGGCGUGACGGAUUAUUCAAGAUUACAAAGCUUGUUUGUGAUCCGCUGUCAGGGCCUCUUGCCAAUUAUUUUCUGCUGCCUGUCAUGUAUGAAGGAUCCACUUUGGUGUCAUAUAAAGGAAAGAGAUCUGGUUGCGAGUGUAUUGAAGUGCUAUGGAUGAAGAAGUAAUUGCUGUUGUUAACUGCUAAAGUGCUACACUGAAAGCACUUGUUAUCCGGUAGCUCUGGGCUCAAGGCUGUCGCAUGUUUCUCAUGUGGGAGGAAAAAAACUGCAGGAAGUUAAAUAUAAACAUGUCAAAUGUUUAUAUUAUAGCACUCUGGGCUUUAGGUAGGCCUAACAACCUUUUUUGUAGGACAUUAUUAAAGGAUAAGUCUGGCAAUGUUCUAUUUCUUACUGUCAGCAAAGACCAAAACCAACAACACAUUACUUUGUCACUCAGUACUUGAUGAAUUGUCCUACCCUGUUUGUGGCCUCAAGCCCAUUCAACCCUACAGAAAUAUGUGGUUUCAUUUAUUUUUUUAAAGGCAAAGCAGUUUCCUAACACUGCAGAGCUCUGUGGUGUUUAGCAGAUGUCAUUCAAACAGGAGUAAAUAGUUUAUUUGAUGCUCUAAGGGGUAUUUACAGCGGAAGGUAAAGUUACAUUUUUAUUAUUGGAUGUAUAGCCAUGAAAUUUUGCUCAGGCAUGCAUGUCCCCCUCAGGAGAAAUUACAAUAACAUUGGUGAUCUCUUAACUUUUCAUCUGGCGCCAUCAUCAAGUGAAACACUUUGGUUUAAAACCUGCAAAACUCGUGAAAUUUAGCCUCAGCUGUAUUUUGUUUUUAGUGGCAAUUAGUAAAUGUUAGCAUGCUAACCCUCUACUUUAAAAUGGUGAACAUUAUACCUGCAUCAGCACGUUAGCAUUGUCACUGUGAGUAUGUUAGCAUGCUGACGUUAGCAUUUAGCUUAGAUUACCACUCACUUUGUCUAAGUACAGACUUGCAGAGCUGCAUAGCUUUAGACUCUUGUUAACGGUUUUGGGACAACAGUGGAACUUAAUGACAGAGGAAUAAGCUGCUGUAUAUCAGGAUCUAGGAACACAGGCAAUACUUGUAAAGCAUUGUUGGUUUUGGUCUUUUCUUGGGAUUUGUUGACAAAUAGAAACAUUAAAUAUCACUAGGCUUAUUCUUAAAUUGAAAAGAUUGUAUAUUUGUUGAUUGUUGGCUGUCUUGCAAACCUGAAAAAUUGGGAAGAACUAUAACAAAUAAUAACGCUUUGUCCGACUGUAGUAGCAGCUUGUGUAGAGGAUUUACUUCAUGGCACUAUGCAAAUUUACAUUUAUAGAGGCAGUUGAGACAUUUAUACAGCAGGUAGUGGUGUACACAUCUUUGCUCAAAAUAGCCUCUUAUAUUUCAUGUCUCUCCAAUCAAGGUGAAGCUCUACAAAAAAAAUUAAACCUAAGUGCAAUUUAAACCAAUUGAAAAGACAAUCUUGUACAGAGACUUUGGUUACGUUAGACGUACAGUGUGAGCACAGUUGGGUUUUUCUAUAUGAACAUUAAUGACUCAAGUUAAAUCCUUCCUUGAUGAACUAAUGCAAAGAGUGUAUAUUUUACUUGACUGAAUUGUUGUGGCUUUCACCUAUUUUCUAAAAUGGACCAACAUUUAAAGGGAUAGUGUCUGAAUAAUUUCAGUGCUGAUUUAUUUUAGUAUUUCUGGCAUAGCUUUUCACUUUUUACUGUAGGACAAUUUAACUUGAUCUAUUCAUUAAAAUGUUACAUUUAUUAGUUUGUUUUUCACUUCACUGUCUUUAACAUUUUUUUAUCAUCUUGUACAUGAAUUUUCUUUGUUAUGAGACCAAUAUUGUACUUUUCACUUUGUUUCCUGCAUGCAUUUCCCUAAAAAUAGUUUAGCCUUUUUAUGCUGUCUGCCAUGUUUUCUAAAGCGGUUGCACUUAAAAGUCCACAGAAUCAAAACAGCAGUGUGGACACUAAAGCAGUAGAUUUCCAAUGAAGACAAUCAAACUAAUAGCACAGCUGAAAUGCAUUUUGUACUUUAAAGCUCUUAUAAAGACGCAUGUAUUAAUAUUCCAAUAAAAAAAUCUUGAUAAUAAA